GGCGGGCGGCCGUGCCCGGCGGCUCCGGCAGGUGGAGCCCGGUCCCCGCGGCGGCGGCGGGCGGAGCGGGCCGGGCCGGGCGGGCCGGGCAUGGCGGGGUAACGGCGCGGAGCGACCAUGCGGCCCCGCCGCCUCCUGCCGCCGCUGCCGGUGCUGCUGCUGCUGGUGGCCGCGGGCGGGCGGCGGGCGCGGGGCGCGGCGGAGCCGGGAGCGCACGAGGUGCUGCUGAAGGUGCAGGUGUACGAGAGCGGGACGCUGGCCCCGCUGGCCCAGGCCACCCUGGAGGUCUUUGGCAACCGCAGCUCGCUGGCGGCCGGCACCACCGACCACGAGGGCGCCGGCGUCCUGCCCGUCCCCUACCGCCUGGGCACCUGGGUCCUCGUCACCGCUGCCCGCCGUGGCUACGUCCCUGCCUCCGUCCCCUGGCGCGUCAACAAGCUGCCGCUCUACGCCUCCAUCAGCCUCUACCUGCUCCCCGAGCGCCCCGCCACCCUCAUCCUCUACGAGGACCUGGUCCAAAUCCUCCUGGGAUCCCCAGGUGCCCGGGGGCAGCCGUGGGCGCAGUUCCCGCGACGGGCAGCCCGCCUGCCCCGCAGCUCCACGUACAGCCAGCUCGCCGCGUCCCUCACCGCCGCCACCGGCCCCGGCCUGGCCCGCGCCUUCCCCGCCUUCCUCGGGGCCGAGCAGGACGGCAGCGCCAAUGCCACCUGGCUGGAGCUGGCGCCCGUGGCGGCUCUCAGCGUCCAUCUCUUCACCGGGAACGGGACGGAGGUGCCGCUGGCCGGCCCCGUCCAUCUCUCCGUCCCUUUGGCACCCGACGUCGGGCCCGUGGUGGCCACCAGCGUGCCAGCCUGGAGGUUUGACCCCAAGAGCGGGCUGUGGGUGCGUAACGGGACGGGGCUGAUCCGUAAGGAAGGCCGGCAGCUGUACUGGACCUUCGUCUCCUCCCAGUUGGGAUACUGGGCAGCAGCUCUGCCCUCUCCCACCGCAGGGCUGGUGGCGAUGGCGGCGGGCGUGACGGACAUCACCACCUACCACACCAUCUUCCUGCUCACCAUCCUGGGCGCGCUGGCCCUGCUCGUCCUCAUCCUCCUCUGCCUCCUCAUCUACUACUGCAGGCGGCGGUGCCUGAAGCCGCGGGCGCAGCACCGCAAGCUGCCGCUGCCGGGGCCGCUGGACGCUGCCCGCCGGGACCAGGCCACCUCGGUGUCCCAGCUGGACCUGCUCUGCGCCGGCAGCCACCUGGAGACGGCGUCCUCGGCGGGGGACACCGACCUCCCCACCCCCGGGUUACCCCCCGCUAACCGUGACCUCCCUGCCGCCCGGCCGGACUUCUUCCAACCGCCGGCCCCCCCGCAACUCCGCGCUGGCCCCCGGACCCCCGCCGGCACCCUGGCCCCCCGCCGCCGCCAGCCCCCCGCGCCGGAGGACUAUGGGCGCCCCGGCGAAGCCUUCGGCCUCAGGGCCGCCCGCUCGGUGGACGGGCUGCAGCCGCCGGACGAGCAUCCCCGGGGGACCCCGGCUUUCCCUCCCCGGCCCCCCUCGCCCCCGGUGUUUUCCCGUUACGGGGGGCAGCCGAGCGAGCACCCCCUGCCCGAGCCCCCCCCCCGCCCGCCCUCGCUUGCCCCCCCGGGUCCCCUCCUCCUCUGCGGCCCCCUGGACCGGGGUGGGGGGCCGGAGGAUGUCUACCGGGGGGUGAUGCCCACCCUCCUCAUCCCCGCCCGGUACAUGCGCCUGGCCCCCGGCGAGCCGGAGGGUCCCCCCGAAACCGAUGGGGGACCCGGUUCGACGGUGGCGACGGCCGCCCCCGCGCCCCCCCCACCCGCCGGGCAACCGUUCGAGGAAGGGGAAAACUGGGGGGGUGCUCGCGCCCCCCAACCGGUCAGCGGCUCGGUGGCCAUCCCAGUGCUGCUGGACGGGUCGGCGGUGGCCCAGCUCAACGGGGAGCUGCAGGCGCUGGCGGGGCAGCAGUUAUUAGAAUUGGGGGGGCCCCCCCCUCCCAGAGCUUGGUUCGUCUCCCUGGACGGCCGUUCCUCCCAGGUCCGACAUUCCUACAUUGAUCUGCAGGGCGGCGAGAGGGGGUCCGGCCCCGCGCCCCCCACCCGCCUCCCCCGGGGAGUCGGAGGUGGGGGGGAGGACGGAGGGACCCGGCCCCCCCUUCCCGUCGCCUCCCCCGAGGACAGCUCGCUGGCCCCCUUGCUGGAGGCGGGGAGCGGGGGGCGGCGGGGGGGCGGCAGCGGGCGCAGCAGCGCUAGCGAAGCCCCCCGAGAUUCCCUGACCAGCCCCGAGGAGGAGGCGCUGGCCGAGGCGGGCGACGGGGGGGACGAGGGGGGCGACCGUAAAAGCCCCUGGCAGAAGCGAGAGGAGCGGCCGCUGAUGGUCUUCAACGUCAAGGCGGGGGGGGCCGGCAGUGCCCCCCGGGCCAGCGGUGCCUCCAAGCUGCCAUAGAAGCUGGGGGGGGGGGGGCUGUCCCCCCAACAUCAUUCCCCCCCCCCCCCCCGCUGUGGGUUCUACUCGUGUUUCUAAACGUUUUCUAUGUGGCGAGGCUGA
Grus americana (Whooping crane) is the source of this 2550-nucleotide messenger RNA. RefSeq names its product family with sequence similarity 171 member A2 (gene FAM171A2). Bases 118 to 2448 code for a protein of 776 amino acids. The record is from RefSeq and is a predicted model, not a curated record. The transcript is spliced from 9 exons. Lineage: Eukaryota; Metazoa; Chordata; Aves; Gruiformes; Gruidae.